UGUCUUUACGAUGGAAUAUCUCACGGCAUUUCGCGUCUUGGUCGUGCCCUUGACACAUCGCAUAGCUUGAUCAAUACCUUCUAUUACUACAGAAGGUAUUGGUGACCAAUGAUCUUACCUACAUAAACUACAUAUAUAGAGCUCACUGGCUUUGAUACGGUCAUGAUCAUGCGACAUCCAUUGGCAUAUCCGAGAAUCAUAAGGUUAUUUAUACCAUACGAGAGAUUUUCCAUUGUGAUAUCAGGCCCUGGCGCGCCACGGUAUAAGAGCCGGAGUUUAAUAAGUGGAGUGAUUUACGUCAUCCCCCCCCUCCGGCGAUUGUUUAGUUCCACGUUCCACCCGUUCGAGCGCAGCUUUGAGGCCAGUUUGAGGCAGGGUUAACGCUAUAUGGUUACGAGAUUUAAUACAUAGUUUGCCUGCCCUGGGCUCACGAGCAGUGUCGCAACAUAGUAUGAUGGGUAUUUUGAAUGAUAGAAUGAGGGGACAUGUGGGGAGGUAAUAUUGGUAAUAAUUGUGAAAGUUUUGUACCAUAUAAUUGUAGCCCAGUUAAUCUUUUGGUAAGGCAGUGUGCAGAAGUAGUUUUGGCGGCCUGAACCGAUAAUUUGUUUCCACAAUGAGUAAAAGGAAAGCUCCUUCGGGUGAAAAUAAUCCUAAUCAUGAUUUUUGCGAAUUUUUGACAGAAUUGGCGAAUUACGAAAGAAAUGUGAAUCGAAAUGUAUACAAGUAUAAUGCUUAUAGGAAAGCAGCUCGUACUUUGGCAGAUUAUCCUACUCGUAUAAAAUCUGGUGAAGAAGCCAGGAAAUUGAAUGGAAUAGGUGAAAAAAUUGCCAAAAAAAUUGAUGAAUAUCUCCAAACUGGCAAAUUAAAAAAGCUGGAAAAUAUCCGAUCUGAUGAUGUCAAUGUUGCUAUUAAUGAACUGACACGUAUCUCUGGCAUUGGCCCGGCUAAAGCAAAAGAAUUAGUAGAAGCAGGCAUUAAAUCUGUGAAUGAUCUGCAUAAACAUAAAGAUAAGCUUAACCAUCAUCAGCUUAUUGGUUUAAGGUACUUGGAAGACUUUGAGAAAAAAAUACCAAGGAAAGAAAUUAAAGAAAUUGAAGACUUAAUUAAGAAGGAAGUAAGAAAUGUUGACUCUGAGUAUAUUAUAACUAUCUGUGGCAGCUACAGGCGUGGAAAGUUGGAGAGUGGGGACAUAGAUGUUUUACUUACUCAUCCAUCAUACAACUCUUCUGAAAGUCCCAAGAAAAAAACAAAACUUUUGCAUGAUGUUGUUAAAUUAUUGGAAAAGAAAAAUAUUAUUACUGAAACCAUAUCUUUAGGAGAUACAAAAUUUAUGGCAAGUUUUUUAAAAACGGGCGUGUGCAAACUUUCAAAGAAUGACUGCUUUACAGCACGGCGUCUAGAUAUUCGUUUGACACCACAUGAUCAAUAUUAUUGUAGUGUAUUGUACUUCACUGGUUCUGAUCUUUUCAAUCAGAGAAUGCGUGCUCAUGCACAAGAGCAUGGGUUUACAUUGAAUGAGUAUUCGCUUAGGAAACUGGAUGCUGCUGGUGUUCCAGGAGACACACUACCAGUAUCAUCAGAAAAAGAUAUUUUCAAGCAUAUUAACUUUCCAUACAAGAAACCUGAAGAAAGAGACUCAUAGAAAGAUGUAAAACUUGAAAUGUACUGAAUCAGUUUAUGUCUUUAAUUGUAUCCAAAUCAUUUGUGUAUCGACUGUGUAAAGAAUAGAAAAAAAAAAAUUCUCAAAGAAGAAGUAGGAUUUAUUUUAAUUACUUGUAAUCUAAGGUUUUAUGGAACUUUGACAGUAAUAAGAAUGGGAAUGUGCCAAAAGUGGUAGUUGCAUCUAUCAUUUAGUUUUAAUUAUUUCACAAAUUUUCAACAUUUAUAUUGAAGGCAUCUGUAUAUCAUGCUAUUUGCACCAUGGUGACAGUGAAUAUGAUAUUUUCGUUAAUAAUGAAAUUCUGUUUAAAGAUAAAUUUAUUGUGUGUAAUGAAAUAAGGUGUAACAAGCAUAUUCUUUGCAAUUCAAGGUCUAAUGAAAACUAAAUCAAAUUACCUGAAAGUAAAAUUAAUGGCUAAUAUCUUUCAUGAAAAAUAUUACUUGAAGUAAAUUUGUUGUACCCUUGUACUUAGCACAUUGUGUGUCUUGCCUUUGUACCAAUUUUAUUUUAUUGUCAACUGCAGUAAAAAUAAUUUGUCACUUGAAAGGAGACAAACACAAACGAAUAAAAUAAUUAAAACUUACUUUAGUGUGCAACUAAAAGC
This is a messenger RNA of Gryllus bimaculatus (two-spotted cricket), 2264 nucleotides long. NCBI's taxonomy places the organism in Eukaryota, Metazoa, Arthropoda, Insecta, Orthoptera, Gryllidae. The record is from the annotation of a GenBank genome assembly.